Mus caroli (Ryukyu mouse) is the source of this 972-nucleotide messenger RNA. NCBI's taxonomy places the organism in Eukaryota, Metazoa, Chordata, Mammalia, Rodentia, Muridae. The record is from RefSeq and is a predicted model, not a curated record.
AAGUAGGAGAGCACACAUUGGGAGGCUCAACCGCCAUUUCCCUCUCGGCUCUCUAAGAGGGUGGGCAGAUCUGGAUUCUAAGCCAUUUCACAGCAAACACGCGUCUCUAACCACCAGCAUUGGUUUAACUGGGGCUGCUUCCAAACCAGGUCCUCUCCUGCCUGCUACUUCCUUAAAAAGAAGCAAAACCGCCGAGGAUUUUGCUGUAGGACCCGAGGGAACCCCAGGCUUUGUCCCUUGAGAAUGGGGUUCUCCAAAGAAACCCAUGUAAAUCACUACAGAUCGUUGCCAUGGGGACAGCAUACACUCACAGGCAGCCAAAGGCAAGACUGAGGAUGGAUCAUGUGACCAGAUGGCUGCCAGUGGUCCCUGGCAGUUUGAGAGAGAAAAUCCAAAAGAUGGAGAGAGUGGAAGCAUCAAAAGAUAAAACACACAAGAGACACAGGAGAAGAGUUCUGGGGACCACAGGAGGAAGGGCAGAAAGGACAUCUGGCGAGCACGUGAAGGAAAGACAUCGCACUAGCACGUGGAGGAGAAGACAGCGGGAGGGGGGCUGGGGGAAGCACGCGGAGGAGAGGACAUGGGGCGAGCGCGUGGAGGAGAGGAUAUUGGGAGAGCAAGUGGAGGAGAGGACAUGGGGCGAGCAGGUGGAGAAGAGACCAUUGGGUGAGCAUGUUGAAAGAACAUGGGGCGAGCGCGUUGAAAGCAAGAAAGACAAGAGUAAGGCAGAAGGAGCGAGCAUGAGCGAGCUGUGCGCCAAGAGAAUGAGAAGGAUGGAGACCUGUUCCUAGCAAAACCAGGGGAAGGGGGGACCUAAUAAGAAGCAAUUAGAAGGAAAGUGAAAAGACUUAUUCUAGGAGUUUGGUGUUAAAAAGCAAAUGAAGUGGAAAUUUUGUAAGUGUUAAACUCUACCCAAAAACAGUAUGAGGGGAAAUUUUCACACAGUAUAACUUAAAACAAGUAAAAAAAAAA